GGCCCUGGCAGGUGAGAAGUACCGGGACCGGCAAAACGGACCGAGCUCCGGCGAGUCCCGGGAGCCGCCCCGGGGCCGGGCCGGGCGGUCCCGUCCGGUGCUGUCCGGGUUUUCGGCAGGAGCUGGCGGAAGUUGUCUGUUCAGGGUCCCGGGGUGGGGGCGGGGCAGGUCUCGCCUCACUUUGCUGAGGAGAAAAAAUGGUUUAAUGUGGGAUGGCGGAUGCAGCGCUGACCCCGGGGCCACAUUGGGAGAGAUUUUAUGUUUUUCCACUGUAGUCGGCGCUGGGGAGGCCAGUCCUCGAAUCCUGGGGUCAAUUUUGGGCCCCUGACAACAAAAGAGACCUUGAGGUGCUGGAGCGACUUGAGAGAAGGGAACGGAGCUGUGGUUCUCAGGACUUUGAAGCACCCGCAGGUUUGAUUUUAGGCACACCCUCGUUCCCUCGCCUUUUGCCUUUUUUCUGACGUGAUGCCCAAAGUGAAGCGGAGCAGGAAGCCUCCUCCGGAUGGCUGGGAGCUGAUUGAGCCGACACUGGAUGAGCUGGAUCAGAAGAUGAGAGAAGCGGAGACAGAGCCUCACGAAGGGAAGAGGAAAGUGGAAUCGCUUUGGCCCAUCUUCAGAAUUCACCACCAGAAGACACGUUACAUCUUUGAUCUCUUCUAUAAAAGAAAAGCCAUCAGCAGAGAGCUCUAUGAGUACUGCAUCAAGGAAGGAUACGCUGACAAAAACCUGAUUGCAAAGUGGAAGAAGCAGGGUUACGAGAACCUCUGCUGCCUGCGCUGUAUCCAGACACGCGACACCAACUUCGGAACCAACUGCAUCUGCAGGGUCCCCAAAAGCAAACUGGAAGUGGGGAGAAUCAUCGAGUGCACCCACUGCGGCUGCAGAGGCUGUUCUGGGUGAAGCCUUUCGCCAUAAAGCUACUUUUUGAACUCUGGACAUCAUUCGACCCAUCGGACUGUUGGUGCAGUUAUAGACACCAUCUGCAGGAUUGGAUAUUUCUGUAUAACAGUUAAAACAGCUACAAAUUCACCAGGAUUGUAUAGACAAUGGUGGUUGUUUUGGAGUAGGUUUUGUGUAGCCGUUUAUUUUAAAAUAAAGUCUGCCUUCUUGAGAGAGCA
Columba livia (rock pigeon) is the source of this 1118-nucleotide messenger RNA. It is a transcript of the gene BUD31, whose product is annotated as BUD31 homolog. Bases 466 to 900 code for a protein of 144 amino acids. The transcript has 5 exons. The record is from RefSeq and is a predicted model, not a curated record. Lineage: Eukaryota; Metazoa; Chordata; Aves; Columbiformes; Columbidae. Gene Ontology annotation, cellular component: nucleus; spliceosomal complex. Gene Ontology annotation, biological process: mRNA splicing, via spliceosome.